Molecule: messenger RNA, 6072 nt
Organism: Leptonychotes weddellii (Weddell seal)
Lineage: Eukaryota; Metazoa; Chordata; Mammalia; Carnivora; Phocidae
Source: RefSeq, a predicted model, not a curated record
AUGACCCAAACUGAAAUUCUUGAAUUCGCCAGAGAGAUUGGUAUUGAUCCCAUCAAGGAACCGGAGCUGAUGUGGCUGGCGCGGGAGGGCAUUGUGGCCCCACUGCCUGUGGAGUGGAAGCCCUGCCAGGACAUCACAGGUGAUAUUUACUAUUUCAACUUUGCCAACGGUCAGUCCAUGUGGGACCAUCCAUGUGAUGAGCACUAUCGGAACUUGGUGAUCCAAGAGCGGGGGAAGCUGUCAGCUCCUGGAACCAUUAAGAAGAAAGACAAGAAAAAGAAAAAGGAAAAGAAAGACAAGAAGGACAAAGAGACCCCCAAAAGUCUGCUGGCCCUCGGCUCCUCAUUAGCCCCAGUCCAUGUCCCUCCUGGGGGCCUGGCUCCCUUGAGAGGCCUUGUGGAUGCCCCGGCCUCCGCUCUUCGUGGAUCGCAAAGUGUGGGCCUAGGGAGCUCAGUGGAGUCUGGUCCGCUUGGAGAACUCAUGCUGCCUUCACAGGGUCUCAAGACUUCUGCUUAUACAAAGGGUCUCUUGGGCUCCAUCCAUGAGGACAAGAAUGCUCUCAGCCUCUUGGCUUUAGGGGAGGAGACCAACGAGGAGGAUGAGGUGGAGAGUGACAACCAGAGUGUCUGCAGCUCAAGUGAGCUUCUUAAGAACCUGCACCUGGAUAUUGGGGCACUGGGGGGUGACUUUGAGUAUGAGGAGUCUCCGAGAACAAGCCAGCCAGAAGAGAGGAAGGAUGCUUCUCUGGAUUCCGAUGCUGCAGGGCCCCCCACUCCUGGCAAGCUCCUCAGCCAGGGUGCAGACAGCAGUCUGAGCAGCGCUGAUGGCAAAGGGCAGCAGGGAAGAGGGGCAAGUGCUUGGCUCCUGGAAAAAGAAACGGAUGAGGAGAGUGAUCCUGGGAUGUCCAGGAAUGGGGUGGACCCUGGGGGCAGUGAGCCUGCCAAAGCCAACGAAAAGGAGGCACCAGAGGACCCAGUGGAUGCAGGAGAGGGGGAUCCCAGGAAGGGAGAGGCCGAGGCCGUGGAGGAGGCUUCCGACCCCAAAGAGAGCAGAUCAGACCAGAGCAAGAAGUCGGAGAUUAGUGAACACGUGAAGGAGCUGCAGCUCUUGGACUCCACUGAUUCUGACCCCAAGUCCUUCCUGGACCUGGACUUUGGUUUUCGCAGCCGGAUCUCGGAGCACCUGCUGGAUGUUGACGUGCUUUCCCCGGUCCUGGAUGGAGCCCGCUGGGAGGCCCAGAGGCUGGGAAGAGAAGACAAGGAUGGCAGCCAGUCCAGCCAAGAUGAGCUGCAGAGCAAGCAGUCCAGAGGCUCGGAGAGGUUGUCUCCUCCACUUGUGCCUGGGAGGUGGCACCAGAGUCCCCUUCACAGCCAGGCCACCGAAGAAGGGCCUCCGCAGGCCUCUGAGGGGCAGCCCAGGCAGGAGCAUGCAGAAGAGCCUGGGGAGGACUUUGCAGUCAGCCCCAUCCCGCCUGGUUCCCUGCGGAGGGAGGAGACCCCAGACCCACCUGCCGCCCACGAGAGGGGCAAGGAGCAGCGCUCCCAGGUCACGGAGCUGGGCCUUGGGCAGGAAGAGGCCAAGGAGCCCGAGGAGAAGGUGGCGGCCAGCCCUGCCCCGCCAGUCUCUCCAGAGGCAGAGAAAAGGGUGUGCCACGCCAUGCUAGGCCACAAGGGGAAGGAGCAGGAUGUGUCAGGAGGCAGAAGAGGCGAAAAGGGAGAGCAUGGCCCAGAGCCUUUAUUGGGGUUUCCGUGGGAAGGAAUGGGCAAGGCAGGGCGAUCUACGGAGCCUGCAGCUCCCCCAAAGCAGGCUUCAUUGAAGGCCAUGGAAGAGGCCAUGGCCCAGGACCUGGAGCAAGACCAGAGGCAGCUCCUGGAAUCGAAGCAGGAGAAGAUGCAGCAGCUGCGGGAGAAGCUGUGGCAGGAGGAGGAAGAGGAGAUCCUCCAGCUUCACCAGCAGAAAGAGAAGUCUCUCAGUUACCUGAAGGAGCAGCUGCGGAAGGCCACCGAGGAGGAGGAGACUCAGAUGAGAGAGGAGGAGAGCCGGAGGCUGUCCCAGCUCCGGGCCCAGGUGCAGUCCAGUGCGGAAGCAGAUGAGGGCCGCAUCAGGGCUGAGCAGGAGGCUUCCUUGCAGCGGCUGAGAGAAGAGUUGGAGUCUCUCCAGAAGGCUGAGAGGGCCAGCUUGGAACAGUGGAGCAGACAGAUGCUGGAACAGCUCAAGGAAGAGGUGGAGGCCUCGGAGAAGAGAGAGCACGCUGCCUUGAAUGCCGAGAAGGAGGCGGCUUUGCAGCAGCUCAGGAAGCAGCUGGAGGGGGAGAGGAAAGAGGCCGUGGAAGCGCUGGAGAGGGAGCACCAGGCCGAGCUGGAGCAGCUCUCUUCCUCGCUGGAGGCCAAGCACAGGGAGGUUGUCUCCAGCCUCCAGAAGAAGAUGAAGGAAGCUCAGCAGAAAGAGGAGGCCCGGCUGCAGGAGAGCCUCAGUCGGGCAGAGCAGAGGGCUCAUCAGAAGGUUCACCAAGUGCUUGAAUAUGAGCAAGAGCUCAGUGACCUCCUGCGAGAGAAGCGCCAGGAGGUGGAAAGGGACCAUGAGAGGAGGAUGGACAAGAUGAAGGAGGAGCACCAACAAGUGGUAGCUGAGGCCAGAGAGCAGUACGAAGCCGAGGAGAGGAAGCAGCGGGCGCAGCUGCUGGGCCACCUGACCGGGGAGCUGGAGCGCCUGCGCAGGUCACACGAGCGAGAAUUGGAGGCCGUGAGGCAGAUGCAGGACAGGCAGCUCGAGGACUUGCGGCGUCGGCACCGGGAGCAGGAAAGGAAACUACAAGAUUUAGAGGUGGAACUUGAAACCAGAACCAAAGAUGUCAAGGCCAAAUUGGCUCAACUGGAUCUCCAGGAGGAGACCGCCCGAAAGGAGCAUCAGCAGCUCCUUGAUGUGCAGAGGCAGGUGGCGCUGCAGAGUGAGGAAGUCACAGCCAGCUAUCAGCACUUGGAGGAGUCAAAGAAGGAGCACACCCACCUGUUGGAGUCAAACCGACAGCUCCAAAGACUCCUGGAUGAGCUUCGGGCCCGCAAGGUGGAGCUGGAGUCCCAGGUGGAUGCGCUGCAGACCCAGAGUCGGAGGCUGCAGAAGCACAUCAGCGACCUGGAGGCUGAAGCUCAGAGGAAGCAGGACACACUGAAAGAGCUAGUAGCUAAGGAGAGUAACGCCUCCCCAAGUUCUGAGCCAGAUCUCCACAUUGAGGACCUGAGGAAAUCCCUUGGGACAAACCAGACCAAAGAGGUAUCCUCUUCUCUCUCCCAGAGCAAGGAGGAGACCAACUUGUCCUUGGACAGCAUCCAGCACUACCUCUCCGCCGAGGGGAUGGCUCUCCGCAGUGCCAAGGAGUUCCUGGUGCGGCAGACCCGCUCCAUGCGGAGACGGCAGACGGCUCUGAAGGCCGCCCAGCAGCACUGGUGCCGGGAGCUGGCCAGUGCUCAGGAGGAUGCCGACGAUCCCCCAGGCACCAAGGCCCUGGAAGAUGCGCGCAAGGACCUGGAGGAGGAGACCAGGCACUUGGAUGAGAUGAAGUCGGCCAUGCGGAAGGGCCACGACCUGCUGAGGAAGAAAGAGGAGAAGCUGAAUCAGCUAGAGUCAUCUCUUCGGGAGGAGGCUUCAGAUGAGGACACGCUGAGACGAGCUUCCACCAAGAAGGUGGUGACAUUUGACCUCAGCGACACGGAAGACAUGAGCAGUUCAAGCUCCGAAUCCCACCCCCUGCCUCACUUCAACCUGACUGCAAGUGCCACCUUCCCCUACAAGUUCCAGUACUUGAGCAGCUCCCUGCAGCGGAUCAGCAGCCAGCUGAACGGUGUCCUCAGCAUGCUGGGCAGUCUCAACCCGCAGCCGCCACCACCCCUCUUCGCUUCCACACCAGCGCCCACCCUGCCCCGGGACCGCAGGAGCACCUCCAUACCCGCCUGCCCCUCCCUGGCCCGGGUCUCAGCCUGGCCGCCGGCAGUGCCCACAUCCACCCAGUGGGCCUGGGACCCCGGGCUGGGCUCCACGCUCUCCUCCUCCGUGGCUCAAACAGUGGACGACUUCCUGUUGGAGAAGUGGCGCAAGUAUUUUCCAACUGGAGUCCCGUUCCUCAGCAGCGGCCCUGCCCCACUGGAGAACAGGCUGGGUUAUGUGUCUGCCAGUGAGCAGCUGCGCCUCCUGCGGCGGGCCCAUUCCCACGGCUCCAGCCCUGAGGCAGGCAGCACAGACUUCCAGAGCAUGAUCGAGGCCAACCGAAAGUGGCUAGAACAUUACAGGAAUGACCCCAAGUUACAGCUCUUCUCUUCAGUGCCCAAGCCGGCAGCUACCUCGGGCCUUCUGCAGCUGGGCCUGGAUGAGACCAGUAGCCUGAGGGUGUAUCGCUGCUGAGGCCCCGAGCCUCUCCUGCACCCAGACCAAGUGCCUGAGGAGCUGCCUGCGCUCUAGUCCUUCUGAGAAAGCUUUCUCCUGCCCUAUUUGCUGCUGCCUGCCCCACUCAGAGGAACCCGGCGGCGGGGCCGGAAAGGAUGGUACCACUGGAAUACCGUAAGCCUCCCCCCUGAGACCACGCAUCUCAGGGUGAAGAGUGUGGACUUCUGUGAGCUCCUGCCUGGACAAGGCAACACCGAUGUGGGGCCAUCAGAGCCCGGGCACCUGCAGGAGGAGGUAUUAGGAAUUGUCUUCUGAGGCCAAGGGGCCUGCAGGGCACUCUGUGCUCGGGACUCCUGCGGUUAUGUGUGUAUGGUCCUUAAUUCACCAGAACGAAGCCCCCCAGCAUGUCUGUACCCUGGGACCAGGCUCUAAUACCUCAGCCUCAGAGAGAUCAGACCCUUUUCUUUUUGGUAAGUCUCCUUUCUUGAGCACUCUAUCUCAGGAUUGGGCCCAGAGCCCUGCCAGAGGUUGCUGGAAGUUGGCCCCCAGACGUUCUGCUGCCUGUCCUCCCUCUACUGGCUCUGUGCUUUCCUCAGGGGCGCUCCCUUCCCUUCCCUCGGGCUCCUCCCCCUCAGCUCGAUUCUCAGGUCACAAGCACACAACUUUCAAGAAGCCACAGGAAAAGUCUGGGAUGGCUUUGGGUCUGCAUCUUGGUUUUCUCUUUCUGGGCCACUAUGGGGAGAGUUGUGGGUUCUUGUUUCCACGCCCCUGGCAGCCCUCCUCCGGGCUGGGCUGCACUGGGCCUGGCUCCCUGCGGUCCCACCUCCCGUCAGAGGGCUCCUUGGCGGGGGGCGGCUGUAGCGGAUGUUCUUGGACAUCUGUCCUGUCGUUUAAAUAAAAUGCCCCCGUGUUUGUCUUGAAAGCUCUGGGGUUGCCCCUGCCUCUCCACGGCACAGACACCAAGUCUCUGCCAGGGACUAAGAAACUUUCUACCCCACCCCAGACACACUUUGUAGGCAUCAGUCUGCCAUAGAGAAAAAAAAGUCCAUUUUGCUCUUUGGCUCAUCCCGUGUGCAUUGGGGCUAGCGCACGUAUUACAACCAACUCCGGUGACAAGCCUGUGUUUUCUACAUCAGUUAAAUCCCUGCAGGUCCAUUUGCCACAAGGCAGUUUUGUGAAUGCGUCUCCUCUUUGAAGGCCUUAGACACCUAGGAGGUGUUCUUAAGAGGGAGGAGGCAAAUUUACUCAUGACAACAAGCCUGUAAGCUAGGUGUAUGGAUGAAAACCCAGAGGCUCGGAGACCCGGAAGGGCCUGAGGUCCUGAAGGAAGUCAGUUGCUGCCCAGCGCCGAGCCCCCGGCCCCAUCUGUGCUCCCUGUCCCUGUUGAGUGGAAGCCUUGGGAAGUGCUGAUGUGCUCCAUCUCUCCCUCCCCCCACCCCUACUGGACCACCUACCAGCUGGAGACUCGUGCCAUCUCCCAAAGGCCAUUUGGCAUUGUUUGCUGCAUGCACACAAAUGAAAGCUAAGCCCCCUGAUGUCCUAAGCUGGCAAAGUUAGGUGGGUUUUGUUUUCUGCUCCAGUGGUGUGAGCAGCCAACAUAGUUUUGGGUUUGCAGCAACAAAAUUGCUGGGAGAAUCAACCGAGAAGGCCGUGUUUCAUGGAUUUGCAUAAGAAAACCAACUACAAAUUAAACCA